UAAAAGAUCACUGCCUCUUAUUUACAAGUCAAGGACAUCUAUUUAAUGUUCAGAUACUCCUGUCCAUUGAGGUGAUAAGGAGGAAACUGUUGUAGAGUUUUGGUUUGUGUCAGAUUUUUAUUUUUUAUUUUUUUUGCCUCUGCAGGAUCACAUGUCUGGUGAUGCUAAAAGCCUGACACCCAAGCAGUGUGCAGUCAUGGACGUGGCCCUUGAUACUAUAAAGCAAUACUUCCAUGCUGGAGGAAAUGGAUUGAAGAAGGCCUUCCUGGACAAGAGUCCUGAACUGUCCUCACUGAGACAUGCACUGUCCCUCUAUACCCAGACCACUGACACACUCAUCAAGACGUUUGUUACUUCUCAGCAUGCUCAAGCGUUUAAUGCUGUGGAGGACUCUAGCGAAGGACUGGACAAGGAAGGACACAGCCGCACUUGGAUGCAAUCUUCUGUUUGAGAAACACUCAAUAUGUCUGUUUUGUCUGUGCCUGGAAGAGAAAACAUGGUCUUCAAUGUCCAAUGCUAACUUGGAUUAAAAGCCACAAAAAUCUAAUUUUGACCUUUGGAGUCACUUUUCUUGAUGAGAUUUGCCCAAAGAUCUCCCACUGUAAUUUACUCUGCAUUUUCCUUUUUGUCAUUGUCAUCACUUCCUAUUUAUGUAAAUUCCAGUUGGUACGUCUUUCUGUUCCAUUUUUCUAAUGCUUGAAUUUAUC
Messenger RNA from Megalobrama amblycephala (Wuchang bream), 707 nucleotides. RefSeq names its product protein unc-13 homolog B-like. The record is from RefSeq and is a predicted model, not a curated record. Gene Ontology annotation, biological process: synaptic vesicle priming; synaptic transmission, glutamatergic; presynaptic dense core vesicle exocytosis. Lineage: Eukaryota; Metazoa; Chordata; Actinopteri; Cypriniformes; Xenocyprididae. The transcript is spliced from 3 exons. The coding region runs from base 152 to 451 and encodes 99 amino acids. Gene Ontology annotation, cellular component: synaptic vesicle membrane; plasma membrane; presynaptic membrane. Gene Ontology annotation, molecular function: diacylglycerol binding; syntaxin-1 binding; calmodulin binding.